AUGGAAAAUUCCGAAGAAAUAUUGCACAGCCUGGAAGAAUUUUCGAAAAUGAACCCGAAGGACAUACCCAGAGAGCUGGAGGAGUAUUUGAAGUUCGUCGCGAAAAACGGCGACCCCAUCUACCCCUGGGCCGCCAUAAAACGCCUUUUACACGAAAAACUGGUGAGCGUUAUAACUGAAUUUUACGAGUCCUGUUCGACGAUUCCGCCUUGCCCCAACGUGGAAUUGUUCAAUUACCAUAUCAUGAAAACGUUGAUAGUUGAAAAGCUGGACUCGUUUGCUGCGGCCCCGUUCACGUUGCAAAGAAUUUGCGAGCUGCUGACAAACCCACGAAAACAAUACACCAGAGUGGACAAAUACAUGCGAGCUCUAGAAAAAAACAUUCUAGUUGUAAGCACCAUUGAGCCUGGCGGCCGUAGAACUGAGAACGGAGAAGGUUUUAUGAAUGGGUUAGAUUCAGACCACGACCCAGUCCCGGAGCCCGCACACGAAAUUAAUGUCGAAUCCAUGGACGAUUCCCCUUUCAUGCAAACAAUUACUGAAACGCCCUACCACAAUGGCACUCAGAAAAUUGAAAUAGACAACCCCAUGGAUACAUUUACCACUGAAAAAGUUGCAGCUGAAGCAUCUACUUCUAACCAGGAACUUGUUUGUGUCCAAUAUGUUUCAAUUGAACCUGUAGCUGAUAAUACUGCUCAACAUUCAAAUGAAGAAACCAAAGAAACUGAUGUUUCUGUUACUAUUACUGCCAUUAAAGUUAAUGAAGAUUCUCAACCAAUUGUUGAAGCAGAAGUAAUUUUGACUGAACCUGCUUUGGGUGGCAUAGAAGUUUUUCAAGAGCCUAUUAUUGAAACCGAACUCAAACUCGAAAUGGAUGCUGAUCCUCUAAGCCAACCUGUCCAAGAUUCAAAACUUUAUAUAGACGAUCCAAAACUUUAUAUCGACGAUCCAGAAAUCAAUGGCAUUCCUAUAAUUGAACCAACUUCCACCAGCACAGUCAUUGAAAAACUUCUAGAAGAACCCACAGUCAGUACCUCAGAAGCUGUUUCCACCUCAACCCCAAUUGAAAAAGAUACUGAAACUAGCAUCAGUUCAUCAGAUGAUAAUUUAGAAAAAGAUGACAUAUUAAAACUUAUAGACAAUUCCUUUCCAACAUUACAAGCAAGUGAUACCAAAUGUGAAGUUACAACGACCAAAGAUGAUAAUGUUUUUUGUGGUGACGAAUUGGUGGCUGAAUUGGCUAGUGCUGAGUCUUCCACAGAUGUUAAUGAGGCUCCAAUUGUCAAAACAGCAAAACUAAAUGAAGAGGAAAAAGUUGUACCAGAAAGUGAAGAUGCUAUUACUACUAAGGCAAUGCCUGAAGAAUCUUCAGAGUCUCAAAGUGAUGAAAAAAAAGAUGAGACUACUAGUGAGGCUAUAUUAGCUUCUGAUGAAAUUAUUGAUGAAACAAAAGAGGCUCUUUCAACUUCUGAUGAAAAAGUUGACGCUAUUUCAGCUUCUGAUGAAAUAGUUGAGGCUUCUUCAGUGGCAGCAGAGGAAAAAGAUGAGGCUACAUCAACCUCUACUGAAGAAAAAGAUGUUCCAGUUCCAAUGGAAAUUGUUCCAACUCCAAUGGAAAUAGUUCCAGCUACUCAAGAAGCAGAAGUGGCUGAAGAAAUUUCAACCAAGGAGCCAGAAGCCACUGAACUACCCGUAUCAGAAACUUCUUAG
Ceutorhynchus assimilis (cabbage seed weevil) is the source of this 1710-nucleotide messenger RNA. Lineage: Eukaryota; Metazoa; Arthropoda; Insecta; Coleoptera; Curculionidae. The record is from the annotation of a GenBank genome assembly.